Messenger RNA from Amoebophrya sp. A120, 581 nucleotides. NCBI's taxonomy places the organism in Eukaryota, Dinophyceae, Syndiniales, Amoebophryaceae. The record is from the annotation of a GenBank genome assembly.
GUGAAGCAGGAGCGGAAAUUGCGCGAGCAGCGGCGGAAGUUGCUCGGCUCUGCGCAGUACGAGAGCUGGAUCUUGUCGCGGCGGCUGAAAGCGAGCGAAAAGUUGCGUCGCCGGCGUAUCUUGCUCGAAUUCAACCCGGAAACUGACGACGCGGAGGAGACUCACCGCAGGCUGCAGCGCGUCAACCGACGCUUGGGGGAAAUUUCGGACGCAGCUGCUCAGGAUAACUACGCUGUUUUGGAGAAGACCGGGCGCCGCCUGGUCGCGGAGGACGACGAGCAGGAUCGGGCUUUGCGGUACUUGCUGGACGACGAAAGCCACAUCGUUUCUAACAACCUGCACGUGUAUUCGAAGGAGUACGGCGUGAAGCCGACCUCGCGACAGAUGCGCGAGCUGAUGACGCUGACACACGCUGGGAAGAGAAAUUUGGUUUCGCUCGAUCAGAUCGGGGACAACGUGAUGAACUUUUUGAUGGCCGAUGACGUUGCGGGGCUGAAAAAUUGGGCUGUCAACCAAAUGCAGAAUGAGCGGGUUGCGCUUCCCAAACAGAUGAUCUUGAAGCUGCUUGCGGAAUCGGAAAA